AUGGCGGAGCCUUGGCCGCCUUGUAUCAAGUCAAAACACUUGCAGGGCCAUGCUGUUCCCUGCCUGCCGGCUGCGCACGCCGCCUCGACGGCCAAAAGCCGCCUCCCUCUGAUCAAUCCCCUUGAGCAACAAACUUGGCACCUCAACCGCCCCUUCUAUUCCAUCUUCUACGACACCCGCCUGCCCGACAUGUUGGCAAAGAGGCACGAAGCGGCCCUCGCCCUCCACUGGACCUUUAGCUGCAUCUCCAUCUUCAUCAUGGCUGCGCGGCUCGUGUGGCGGAGGAGGGUGAGGCAGAGCUACAACUCGGGCGACUACCUCACCGUGCUGGCAAUUUUCCUCGUCCUCGUCCGCCUUGCCUUGGACCACGUCGUCCUGGUAUGGGGGACCGCCAACAUGCCCCCGGAGUUUCGCGAGGAGCACACGUUCACGUCGGAGGAGAUUGACCAGCGCAUCAUCGGGAGCCAGCUCGACCUCGCCAAUAGAAUCAACUAUAGUACAUAUCUCUGGACGCAGAAACUGGUUCUCUUUGACCUUCUCCGUCGACUCAUCCAAGACCUGCCAUUUCACGAUCUCGUCUCCCGAACCUAUGUGCUCGCCUUUACCUCGUCCUACAUCGCCGUCUUAGUCACCACGCUCGCCGAGUGUAGCCCUAUCAAGCUGAACUGGCAGGUCUUCCCUGACCCGGGUGACUGCAUCGAAGCGCAGCUGUCACUGCUCACGCUCGGCAUUCUCAACAUCGUGACUGACGUGAUGCUUCUCAUCCUUCCAAUUCCCAUCCUCGCCAUGUUGAGGGUCUCGUGGCGCCGCAAGGCCCAGCUGUACGGCCUCUUUGCCAUAGGCACCCUCAUCGUGGUUAUCACGGUUGUUCGGCUUCCAAUUAACGCCGCUCACAAGCACAGCAACGCCAACCGCUGCGCCUGGCUCAGUGCCGAGUUGUUUACCGUUACUGUUGCCGUUAACGCGCCUGCCUUGUAUGGGCUUUGGAAUCUCAGCCGGCGGCAAAGGCUGCAGUCGUGUGGGAUGAACCAAGGGCACAACAUUCCCCGGAAUCUCCAGUUAGGCAGUGUGAUCACGACUAUUGGCGGCACCGAAACAUACAAGAUGGCCAAGAGGCGCGAACCACCUGGCUGUAUUGUUCAGACCACCGAAGUCGUCAUCUCGCAUGCUCCCGACGGCGAGGCAAUGAAAAGCAAAGAGCAAUCGCCCUUGUCGGUAAUACUAAACGGCGCCUCAAGUCACUCUACUCAGACAGAUGCGUGGGACGUAUGA
Purpureocillium lilacinum is the source of this 1272-nucleotide messenger RNA. RefSeq lists its product as uncharacterized. Lineage: Eukaryota; Fungi; Ascomycota; Sordariomycetes; Hypocreales; Ophiocordycipitaceae. The record is from RefSeq and is a predicted model, not a curated record.